Molecule: messenger RNA, 19962 nt
Organism: Pleuronectes platessa (European plaice)
Lineage: Eukaryota; Metazoa; Chordata; Actinopteri; Pleuronectiformes; Pleuronectidae
Gene: obscna
Product: obscurin, cytoskeletal calmodulin and titin-interacting RhoGEF a
Exons: 82
Biological process (GO): protein phosphorylation
Molecular function (GO): guanyl-nucleotide exchange factor activity; protein kinase activity; ATP binding
Source: RefSeq, a predicted model, not a curated record
AUGGGAGACAACAUACCUGGAGGAAUAGUCGCAGCUGCAAAGAACCGGCUGCAGGUGGUGAAGGGUUUGGAGGAUGUGGAGGUGUCUGAGUGUGAGAGCUGCUCCUUUGAGGUGACCCUCAACCUGGCCUACAUCGAGGGCGUGUGGAGCAGGGAUGGGAUGCAACUCAAGUCCAAGCCCAACUGUCGCAUCAGCAGGCACGGGAAGAAACAUUCCCUCAUACUGAACAGGGCGGCUCUGGGAGAUGCAGGCCUGUUCUCUUUCCAGGCUAAUGGCAUUCAGACCUCAGGCCAACUCAGUGUCAGAGCUAGGGACAUCAACAUAGUGAAGGAGCUGGAAGAUGUUGACACAAUUGAGCGUCAACCCGUGAACUUCAUGUGUGAGGUCAAUCAGGUGGAUGUGGAUGGUCGUUGGCACCGAAAUGACAGCAGGAUCCGAUCUGGGCACAACAUCAAGAUCAGACACCAGGAUAAAACUCACACCCUGGUCUUUGAGUCAGUCAGGCCAGAGCACGCUGGAGAGAUCAGAUUCACUGCUGAGCGUGUGUCAUCCUAUGCAACUCUCACAGUUAGAGAGCUCCCGGUCCAAAUAGUGCGCCCUCUAAGGGUGAAGAUUGCAAUGUACCACCACCGGGGUCUGCUGGAGUGUCAGGUGUCACGACCCAAUGCUCAGGUCAGGUGGUACAAGAACAGGAAGGAGCUCGUGUCCAGUAAGAAGUACCAACUGAUCAGCCAAGAUGUCUACAGGCAACUGACCAUCGACGACAUCUGCUCCUCGGAUGAAGACACUUACACCUGUGAUGCCGGAGAUGAUACGACCUCGUGUCAGCUUCUGGUGGAGGAGCAGGCUAUCCGCAUAGUGCGGGGGCUGAGCUCAGUGGAGGUGAUGGAGCCGAUGCCAGCACUGUUCCAGGCGGUGACCAGUCUGAAGUCUGGGAGGCCUCCACGAUGGACCCUGAACGGUGAGGUGCUGGAGUCGUGUGCAGCGGUGAACAUCGACAGGGACGGCAACCUCCACAGUCUCUGCCUCACCUCCACGGACAGCUCCAUGUCUGGCCCCGUGGUCUUUGUAGCAGGCAAGAGUCGCUCCAAUGCUCAGCUCACUGUGACGGAGCGACCUCUUCAGGUUGUUCACCACCUGGACGAUGCAAAGGUGAAGGAGAACAGCUCUGUGACUCUGAGCUGUCAGUUUGCUCCUUCUCCCCGGGUGGUGCGGUGGUUUAAAGGUCGCACUGCUCUGAAGACCACAAACAAGUACAGCAUGAAGAGAGACGGGAAACGAGCAGAGCUGACCAUCCAUGGCCUGACUGGGAUGGACGGAGGGCAGUAUCGCUGCUUGGCUGGAGGUUCACAGAGCACAGCACAUGUUACAGUAGAAGUGCGCACGCUCAAGCUGGUCAAACACCUCGAGCCAGUGGAAAUUGAGGAGGAGGGUUUUGCCACCUUCUCAUGUGAGCUCAACUACGUGGUCGCCAACGUGGAGUGGCUCGUCAACAAUGUCCGGAUCUACUCCAGUGCCAUCAACAGGAUCCAGCACAUGGGCACAAUGCAUAGCCUCACAGUGAAGAAGCUGCAGCCUCAGCAGAGCAGGGUCACCUUCAAAGCAGGCCUUCUUUCUGAGACUACAAUCUUAAAGGUCAAAGCACGUCCGGCAGUGUUCCUGAGGUCUCUGGAGGAUGCAGUAGGAGAAGAGCUGGGAGAGGUCUGUCUGCAGUGUGAGAUUUCCAAAGAGACAGUGACCCCUGUUUGGAGAAAGGAUGGUAUGGUCCUGACGGCGGAUGAUAAACAUGAACUGCUCCAGUUCGGGAGGUCCAUGGUACUGAUCAUCCAUUCACUCAGCAAAGAUGAUGCUGGACACUACACCUGUGACCUGGGGACCAGCCAGACCAAGGCUAAAGUCACAGUACAUGACUUGCACAUCACCAUUGUUCAUCGUAUGAAGACAACCUCUGUCCUGGAGGGUGAAAGCUGCAACUUUGAGUGUCUCCUUUCUCACAAUCUCGACGAUGAGGCUUCCUGGACAAUCAAUGGCCAGGUGGUGGUCACCAACAGCCGUAUCCAGGUUAUCAACAACGGCCACAAGUAUGAGAUGACCAUAAGAGAUGCCAUGCUCUCUGAUGCCGGAGACGUGGUCUUUACGAUUAAAGACCUCAGCUGUAGAACCAUGCUUUUUGUUAAAGAGAAACCAGUGCACAUCUUCAGGGACCUGCUGAACGUGAAGGCGGUGCCAGGCGAGGACGCUGAGCUGAGCUGUGAAAUCACCAAACCAGAGGUCCCCAUCCGUUGGCUAAAAAAUGGUCAUCUGAUCAGACAGAGCCCGAAGUACGAGAUGAGUGUGGAGAAGAACUUGGCGCGGCUGGUGAUCAGGAACACCACCAUCAGAGACUCUGGAGAGUACUGCUGUGAGGCUGAGGGCGUUGCCACCCGUGCUAAGCUGGAGGUUCGAGAACUCCAGCACACGUUUGCGAGGGAGUUGAGGGACGCGCGAGCAGAGGAAAAAGCCAAAGUGACCCUUGAGUGUGAGACCAGGCAGCCAGCCAAACGUGUGAUCUGGUUGAAGGGAAUGGUGGAGCUGAGGUCUGGAAGGAAGUACGUCCUCAGGCAGAAGGGAGUGCUGCUGUCUCUGACCAUCUCCUGUCUGGACAAAUCGGACACGGAUAUUUACACGUGUGACGUCGGCACCAUGCAGAGCCGGGCACAGCUGACCGUGCAGGGCCAAAAGGUUUUGAUUCUGGAUGAACUAGAGGACGUUGAGUGUCUGGAAGGUGACACAGUCACAUUCAGAUGUCGAAUCUGUCCCAGCGACUACAUUGGGGUUAAAUGGUACCUGGAUGAGACUCUGCUGUACACCAAUGAGCUCAAUGAGAUCCAGAUGGUGCCCGGAGGCUACAACAUGCUCACAUUUAAACAGCUCGCCCGUAAAGACACCGGCACUAUUUCCUUCUCGGCAGGGGACAAAAGAUCGUACGCCUCACUGCUUGUAAGAGAGAGGCGUCCCACCAUCAUUAAAGCACUGGAGGACUGUGAGGCUAUAGAAGGAGGUGGUUUGGUUUUGUCCUGCGUGACCUCGAAGCCGUGUCACAUCCUGUGGUACAAAGAUGGCUGCCUGAUGUGGAGCUCCUCCAGAUACUCUGCCAGUCGCUCGGGCUGCGAGGCUCGACUGACGUUUCGGGAGGUGUGCAACAAUGAUGCUGGGGUGUACGAGUGCAGUGCAGGUUCUGUUACCACUAGAGCUGUUGUAACUGUCAAAGCCAUUCCUGCAGAGUUCACCAAGACCCUGAAAGCUGUGGAGGCCAACGAAGGAGAGACUGUGACCCUGACCUGUGAGUACUCUCUGCCGGGGGUUCAGGUCAUCUGGAGGAAAGGCUUUGAGAGCAUCAGGCAUGGAGACAAGUAUGUGAUGAAACAGAGAAGGACAAUCAACUCUAUAACCAUCAAAGCCCUGAAGCCCGAGGACUCGGGAGAAUAUACAUGUCAGUGCCGUGAUCACCGCACAACGGCCAGUGUCAAAGUGCUCGCUAUUCCCAUUUCAUUCAUACAACAACUGAGGAACACGCAGGCAGAGGAGGGCAACAAUGUGACAUUGCGCUGUGAGCUCUCCAAACCUGUGAUUACAUUUGAGUGGAGGAAAGGAGAUGAGCUGUUGAAGAACGGGAUCAAGUUCCAGAUCAAGAGGAGGGAGACCACACUGGAGCUUCUGAUCUGGAAGACUGUGCACGAGGACAGUGGGGUCUACAGCUGUGUGUGUGCUGAUCAGAUGACAUCGGCCACCGUCAAAAUCACUGCUCUCCCAGUCACAUUCAAGCAGAAGCUGAGGAACGUGCUGAUCGAGGAGGGCAACACCGCGACGUUCCGCUGUGAGCUGUCUAAGCCUGGUCACACUGUGGAGUGGAGGAAGAGGGGGGAAGAUCUCCUCAGGAACGGAGAGAAAUAUCACAUACGGCAGAGAGACAUGCUGAUUGAACUGAGGAUCCUCGAUGUGACGCCUGACGACAGCGACAUCUACACAUGCAUCUGUGGAAACAUAGAGACGACUGCAACUCUGACUGUAAAUGCUCUACCCAUCACCUUCAAGCAAAAGCUGAAGAACCUCCAAGUUGAGGAAGGCAACAACAUCACGUUGUGUUGUGAGAUCUCUAAACCUGGAGUCCCGGCGGAGUGGAGGCUCGGAGGAGAAGAGCUAGAGAACGGAGAGAAGUACCAGAUGAAGCAGAGGGACAGAGCUCUGGAGUUGACCAUCAGAGAAGCUGUGCCAGAGGACAGUGGUGUAUACACCUGUGUGUGCAGAGAUCAGAGGACGAAGGCCACUGUUAAAGUUAUCGGUGUUCCUGCCACAUUUAAAGUCAGCCUGAAGAGCCAGGAGGCUGAAGAGGGGAGCGGUGUGACGUUACGCUGUGAGCUGUCCAAGAAGGGCGUCCUGCUGCAGUGGCAGAGAGACGGUCAGGUGCUUUCUGAGGAGAUGUCUCGAGGGAGGUAUCAGAUGAAAGUGGAAGGAAAGACGGCUAUGUUGACCAUACUCAGUGUCCAGCCAGGGGACGCAGGGAAAUACAGCUGCAUCAUGGGGGACGAGAAAACCACAGCUGAAGUCAAAGUGAAACCACAACCUGUGACCUUCAAGCGAGAGAUCCAGCGUCUGGUGGCGAAGGAAGGGGACAGCGGCGUUUUCUGCUGUGAGCUCAACAAACCUGGAGCUCCAGUGGAGUGGAGGAAAGGCAGAGCUGUCCUGAAGCCCGGACAGAAGUAUGAAAUGAAGCAAGAGGGACGUCUCACUAAACUGGUUAUCAACAGUAUAGAGGAGAGUGAUGCUGGGAAAUACACCUGCCAGACUAAAGACUCCCAGUCAACUGCUGAGCUAACCGUGCAAGAAUCCCAUGAGCGCAGGCGUCAAAGAGAUUUACCACCAAGUUUCAAGAUGCCACUCGUCAACCAGGAGGUGACGGAGGGCAACAGUGUGGUUCUGCACUGUGAGCUCAACAAACCUGCCCCGUCAGUGGAGUGGACGAGAGGAGGUGAGCCGCUGAAGAACGGAGACAAGUAUCAGAUGAGGAAGAAGGAGCUCCAGGUGGAGAUGAAGAUUGUGGACCUUAGUCUGGACGACAUGGGAGAUUAUACCUGUUUGUGUGGUGACCAGAGCACAACAGCCAGGAUUCUGGUGAAUGAGCAGCCCAUCAAAUUCCUUCAAGAACUGAAAAAUAUCCAGGUGCAGGAGGGUAACGGGGUGACACUGUGCUGUGAGCUCUCCAAACCGGACACUCCUGUGCAGUGGAAGAAAGGAGACAGUUUGUUGACCGGCGGAGAGAAAUACCAGAUGAAGCAGAACGGCCCCACGCUGGAGCUGCUCAUCAGGAAAAGCCUGCCUGAGGACAGUGGCACAUACAGCUGUGUUUGUGAAGACAUGAAAACCACCGCCACCAUCAUCAUCACUGCGAUUCCGGUGACUUUCAAACAGAAGCUGAAGAACCAGGAAGCCGUGGAGGAGGGCAGCGUGAUGCUGCGCUGUGAGCUGUCUAAACCAGGAGUCCCAGUGGAGUGGUGGAGGGAUGCUCAGCUUCUGAAGGAGGGAGACAAAUAUCAGAUGAAGCAAGAGGGCAGGAUGGCGGAGAUGCUGAUUAGAAAUGUAACCCUCGCAGACUCAGGGGAGUACUGCUGCUCUGUUGGCACUGUGGUGACUUCAGCUGACAUCAAAGUAAGAGUGCUCCCUGUAACAUUUACACAAGAGGUUGAGAAUUUGGAAGUGAAGGAAGGGGACAGUGGAGUUUUCUGCUGUGAGCUCUCCAAACUUGGAGCUCCAGUGGACUGGAGGAAAGGCCGAGUUGUCCUCAAACCUGGGUACAAAUAUGAGAUGAAGCAGCAGGGACGUCGCACAGAACUGAUCAUCAACAACGUGGAGGAGAGCGAUGCUGGGAAAUACACCUGCAAGACUAAAGACAGCCAAUCAGCUGCUGAGCUCGCUGUCAAAGCUCCUCCCAUCACGUUCAAGAUGAAGUUAAAGAGCUUGCAGGUGGAGGAGGAGAGCAGUGUGACAUUGAGCUGUGAGUUAUCUAAACCUGGCCUCGCUGCAGAGUGGAGGAAAGGAGAGGAGCGUCUGAAGAAUAAUUUCAAAUAUCAGAUCAAAAGUCGAAACAGCAUCAUGGAGCUGACCAUCAAAAACUCACAGCUGGAGGACAGUGGACUCUACAGCUGUGUCUAUGGCGAUGCCAAGACUACAGCCAAUGUUACCAUUACACCGAUUCCCCUCACUUUUAAAAUGGGUCUGAAGAACCAGGAGGCCUCUGAAGGGGGCAACGUGUCCCUGCACUGUGAGCUGUCCAGGGUCGGGGUGCCUGUGCAGUGGUGGAAGGCCGAGGAUCAGCUCUCUCAAGGCGGGCGGUAUCGGAUGAUGCUGAAAGGAAAUGUAGCCGAGAUGCACAUCAAAAACGUCCAGCCGGAGGACGUGGGACAGUACAGCUGUGUCUUUGGAGAGCAGAAGACAACGGCUGAAGUGAAUGUGCGAGCGGCCGCAUCAGUGUUCUUUGAGAAGGAGCUGGAGAACAAAGUGGUAAUGGAGGGGAAACCUGUGCUGAUGUCUUGUGAAGUUUCCAACGCUAAUGUCCCCGUCACCUGGAAGAGGGACAACAUUGUGCUGGAGGAAGGAGGGCGAUGCAUUCUGAAGAAGAACGGCCCCACGCACUCUCUGGAGAUCAGGAAAUUGCUUCUGGAAGAUGCUGGAGAGUACUGCUGCAUCACCAGAGGCAAGAGGACCACUGCCAAGCUGGUCGUGAGGGAGCGCGUGCGGAUUGUAACCGGGCUGCAGGACGUGACGGUGACAGCAGGGGAGGAUGCAGUGUUUGUGUGUGAGCUGAGCCAUGCUGAUGUGAGUGAAGGUGUCUGGUGGCUCGGAUCCAGCCCCCUGCAGAGCAAUGAGAUGAACCAGAUGACGUGCCGGGGUCGAGAGCACCGACUGGUCCUCACCAUGACAACACCGGAGGAAACGGGCACGGUGGCGUUUGUGAUUGGGGAAGAGCGGACCUCUGCCUGUCUGCUAGUGGUCGCUAAGCCCAAAGUUUUAUUCGAGGAGAAGCCACAAGACGUUGUGAUCAUGGAAGGAGAGACAGCCACCUUGUCCUGCACGAUCUCUGACUUUACCUCCACUGUUAUCUGGAGACGGAACCACAUUCCCCUGAGCAACAGUGAUAAAUAUGACUUACGUAAACAGGGAAAAGUCAACCUACUGGUUAUCUGUGACGUGGAGCCUCUUGAUACUGGCAUAUACUCCUGUGAUACAGGAGACAUGCAGAGCAGUGCCAAACUCAGCGUUACAGAGCUCCCUCCAUUCUUCCAGGAGGAACUGCAGAGUGUGGAAGCAACAGAGGGAGGUUCGGCCUCGCUGUUCUGUGAGCUGUCUAAACUGGGAGUGCCGAUUCAGUGGAAGAAGAACAGGCUGCCGCUGAGAUCCAGCAGGAAGUACGAGAUGAAGCAGGACGGCUGCCUACUACAGCUGCACAUCAAGGAGCUCAGACUCGAGGACAGUGGCAGCUACUCAUGUGAGGCAGGAAGUGUAGAGACCACUGCGGCGGUGACAGUGAAAGAGCUGCCGCCAUUCUUCAAGAAAGAGCUGAGAAGAGUGGAGGCUGAGGAGGGACGAGCAGCCUCCUUGUGCUGUGAGCUGUCUAAACCUGGAGUGUCAGUGCAGUGGAAGAAGAGCACCCUACCACUUAGGGCCAGCAGGAAGUACGAGAUGGAACAAGAUGGCUGCCUCCUUUAUCUUCAGAUCAAGGAGCUCACACCUGAGGACAGUGGCAGAUACACAUGUCAAGCAGGAAGUGCAGAGACCACUGCGACUGUGACAGUGAAAGAGCUCCCACCAUUUUUCAUAGAGGAACUGCAAAAUGUGAGGGCAGAGGAGGGAUGUUCUGCCUCCCUGUGCUGUGAGGUGUCUAAACCUGGGCUGUCAGUGCAAUGGAAGAAGAACAAGCUGCCAUUGAGAGCUGGCAGGAAGUAUGAGAUGAAACAAGAUGGCUGCCUCCUCCAGCUGCAGAUCAAGGAGCUCAACCCUGAGGACAGUGGCAGCUACACAUGUCAAACAGGAAGUGUAGAGACCACUGCGACUGUGACAGUGAAAGAGAUCCAACCAUUCUUCAAUGAAGAAUUACAUAAUGUGGAGGCAGAGGAGGGAGGUACAGCCUCACUGUGCUGUGAGGUGUCCAAACCGGGGCUGUCAGUGCAAUGGAAGAAGAACAAACUUCCACUGAGAGCAAACAGGAAGUAUGAGAUGAAUCAAGACGGCUGCCUCCUCCAGCUGCACAUAAAGGAUCUCAAACCCGAGGACAGUGGCAGCUACACAUGUCAAGCAGGAAGUGUAGAGACCACUGCGACUGUGACAGUGAAAGAGAUCCAACCAUUUUUCAAUACAGAAUUGCAGAAUGUGGAGGCAGAGGAAGGAGGUACAGCCUCACUGUGCUGUGAGGUGUCCAAACCUGAGCUGUCAGUGCAAUGGAAGAAGAACAGAUUGCCACUAAGAGCAAACAGAAAGUAUGACAUGAAACAAGAUGGCAGCCUCCUCCAGCUAUACAUAAAGGAUCUCAAACCUGAGGACAGUGGCAGCUACACAUGUCAAACAGGAAGUGUGGAGACCAGUGCAACUGUGUCAGUGAAAGGUGAGUGUGCAUUAGUGGACUGACUGUAUCAGGACAUUCAUUUUAACAAUGGUUUCCUACAUAAACUAUAUUAUGAACCCACCAACCUAAUAGGAAGCCUGGAGAAAAAAAACUAAGGUUUUCAAAAAUGUCGGUUCCACUGAGGUUUAAAGCUUCAUCCAAUUUUACAGAUGUUCGAUGCAGUUUAUUCUUGCUUCUUGUUUCCAGAACUCCCUCCAUCUUUCAAGACAGACUUACAGAGUAUGGAGGCUGAGGAGGGAGAUGCAGUCACCCUGUCCUGUGAAGUAUCUAAACCUGGUCUGCUAGUGCAAUGGAAGAAGAACAGACUAUCACUGAGAGCCAGCAGGAAGUACAAGAUGAAGCAGGAUGGCUGCCUCAUUGAGCUCCACAUAGAGGAGGUCAAACCUGAGGACAGUGGCAGCUACACAUGUCAAGUAGGAGCUACAGAGACAUCUGCAACCGUGACAGUGAAGGAGCUUCCUCUAUUCUUCAACAAAGAAUUACAAAGUGUUGAAGCUGAGGAGGGAGGUGCAGCUUCCCUGUCCUGUGAGGUGUCUAAACCUGAAGUGUCAGUGCAGUGGAAGAAGAACAAUCUGCCACUGAGAGCCAACAGGAAGUAUGAGAUAGAACAAGAUGGCUGCCUCCUCUACCUGCACAUCAAGGAGCUCAAACCUGAGGACAGUGGCAGCUACACGUGUCAAACAGGAAGUGUAGAGACCACUGCGACAGUGACAGUAAAAGAGCUGCUGCCAUUCUUCCACAGGAAAUUAAAAAAUGUGGAGGCAGAGGAGGGAAGUACAGCCUCCUUGUCCUGUGAGGUGUCGAAACCUGAGGUGUCAGUGCAAUGGAAGAAGAACAAUCUGCCACUGAGAGCAAACAGGAAGUAUGAGAUUAAACAAGAUGGCUGCCUCCUUCACCUGCACAUCAAGGAGCUCAAACCUGAGGACAGCGGCAGCUACACAUGUCAAACAGGAAGUGUAGAGACCACCGCAACUGUUACUGUCAAAGGUGUGUGCAAUUUGGCAAUGUGCAACAAAAUAUUACCAUAUCAACAAUACUCUCAGGCCACAGAGAAGUAAUCUUAUUGUAAUUUAAAUUCUGUUUUGUGAGGGAUUCAAGUUUCUGGGAAUAAUCUUAGGAGACACAUCUGGAAAUGUCUUAGGCACAAUUUCAAUGAUGUUAAUACACUGUCCCCCUCUUUCUGACAAUGUUUCACAGAGCUUACCCCAUUCUUCAAGAAGGACUUGCAGAGUACGGAGGCUGAGGAGGGAGGUAAAGUCUCCCUUUCCUGUGAAGUGUCUAAACCUGGUCUGUCAGUGCAGUGGAAGAAGAACAAUCUGCCACUCAGAGCAAACAGGAAGUAUGAGAUGAAACAAGAUGGCUGCCUCCUCCAUCUGCAUAUCAAGGAUCUCAGACCUGACGACAGUGGCAGCUAUGCAUGUCAAGCAGGAAGUGUAGAGACCACCGCAAGUGUAACUGUCAAAGAACUCCCUCCAUUCUUCAAUCAAGAAUUACUUAAUGUGGAGGCAGAGGAGGGAGGUACAGCCUCACUGUCCUGUGAGGUGUCCAAACCUGGGCUGUCAAUGCAAUGGAAGAAGAACAAACUUCCACUGAGAGCAAACAGGAAGUAUGAGAUGAAACAAGACGGUUGCUUCCUCCAGCUGCACAUAAAGGAGCUCAAACCCGAGGACAGUGGCAGCUACACAUGUGAAGCAGAAAGUGUAGCAUCCAUUGCGUCUGUGAGAGUGAAAGAGAUCCAACCAUUUUUCAAUACAGAAUUACAGAAUGUGGAGGCUGAAGAGGGAGGUACAGCCUCACUGGGCUGUGAGGUGUCCAAACCUGGGCUGUCAGUGCAAUGGAAGAAGAACAAUCGGCCACUUAGAGCAAACAGAAAGUAUGAUAUGAAACAAGAUGGCUGCCUCCUCCAGCUGAACAUAAAUGAUCUCAAACCUGAGGACAGUGGCUGGUACACCUGUGAAGCAGGAAGUGUAGAGACCAGUGCAACUGUAACAGUUAAAGAACUCCCUCCAUUCUUCAAAAAGGACUUACAAAGUAUGGAGGCUGAGGAGGGAGGUGCAGUAUCCCUCUCCUGUGAGGUAUCUAAACAUGUGCUGUCAGUGCAAUGGAAGAAGGACAGACUGCAGCUAACAGCCAGCAGGAAGUACAAGAUGAAGCAGGAUGGCUGCCUCCUCGAGCUCCACGUUGAAGCGCUCAAACCUGAGGACAGUGGCAGCUACACAUGUCAAGCAGGCAGUGCAGAGACGACGGCAGCUGUGACAGUGAAAGAGCUGCCUCCAUUCUUCAAGAAAGACUUAGUAAAUGUGGAGGCUGAGGAGGGAGGUGCAGCUUCCUUAUCCUGUGAGGUGUCGAAGCCUGGAGUGUCGGUGCAAUGGAGGAAGAACAAUCUGCCACUGAGAGCAAACAGGAAGUAUGAGAUGAAACAAGAUGGCUGCCUCCUCUGUCUGCAGAUCAAGGAGCUCAAACCUGAGGACAGUGGCAGCUACACAUGUCAAACAGGAAGUGUGGAGACCACUGCAAAUGUGACAGUGAAAGAGAAUGAGAAUUCUGGUCUCCCAGAGGCCAAACCUGUUCCUCCUGAGCCCAAAAAGAGAGCUAACAGGAAAGCAUCUAUUACAAAUUCAGAAAAAGAUGUUGAGCCAUUGAUGGAUCUGAAAAAGUCUCUGGGGGAGAAUAAAGAAGACCAAAAGGGAAACCACGUUGUGAAAUCUAUGGAGAACGAUUUUGAUAGUGUGCACAAUACAACACAACAUGAGAAGAAUGAGGAGAAAGCGGAUAAGUCUGUGAGUUUACUGGAGACGGAUAUCCGGCCGGUCGAAGAGCCAGGAAGAUCUAUGGAAUCAGAAACGGAAGUGUUGCUUGAACAGAAACAACCCAGAAGGAAUUCAGAGGACGCAGUUCAAGCCGAUCUUCAAUUACGUCAGUCAGAGAGGAUUCUGGGUGACGCUGUGGUUGAACAGACAAAGCCGGUAUUAAUGUAUCAGGAAAGGGAAGGUGGUGUUGGGCCGAGCUUAAAACAACCAGGAAAGCCUUCAGAGGUAAUAACUGUGGUUGAGAAGAAGUCGAAACCUCCAGGAAUAAUCCAGUGGAAAGACGGUGAGGAAGAGCCUGUGAAGCAGCCAGAAGGGUUAAUGGGGAAAGAAACAAAGCAACAUGUGAAGUCUACAAUGAAGGAAGGUGACGAGACAGAAGAGGAACCUUUAAAACCACCAGUCAGAUCUAAAGCAAAGACAGCAGAGAGAAAACAAUCAUCUGCGUUUGUUGUGAAUAAAACUGAGGAGGUAAUUCCCCAUGCAUUAGACACAAUUGUAAACGAUUCACAGAAAGACCACGAACAGAGAGAGAGUUUAAAACAACAAGAGGCAGGAAGAGAAAAAAAGCCACUGGUGCAGGUUCCUGUAAUUCGCUUGGACAAAGCUUCAUUAGAACAACAGGAAAAACCUUCAGAAAGAGAGGCUGAGGCUCCAAGACCACCUGUGAGGAUAAAAAGUAAAGCAAAGGGAGGAACAGAGAGACAACUAUCAAGGGACACAGAGACAGAUCACGAAGGACAAGAGCUAACAGGAGGUGUAGCGAAAAUAAAGGAUGAUCAGCCAAUAAGGCAGUCAGAAAGACCUGUGGUUAAAGAGGUCAAAGAGAAGCCCAGAUUUGAGAGGAAACUGUCAGUAACAACAGACACUAAGACGGACGAGAAAAUCAGGCAGCCCGUGAAAGCUUCAGAGAAAGACGAAAACACCAAACAGACGAUAAAACAACCGGUGAAACCCAUUAGAAAGGAAACUGGAGCUGACAAGGAAAUUAAAUUGGCAGUCGAGCCCACGAGAAGGGAGGAAGGGCCACAGACGAUGAAGAAGCUGGAGGAUGUUCCCCUUCUCUACAUUUCUGAGGAUGAAACUUUCUUAGAGGCUUUGACCGAGAUACCGGUGAACCACAGCAAGAUCCAUCCCAUUGCUUCUGUUACUGAGGGAUCAAACCAAUCCUCUAGUCCUCCUCCGAUUAAUGUCCCCCAGAAGACGCCACCAUCCGAGGAGGCUUCACCAGAGUUCGACAUCAGCGUGGAGGAUGAGCCACAAUUGCAAGAGGCUGCAGUUAAGAUCCAGGCUGCAUUUAAAGGAUUCAAAGCCCGCAAAGAUAUGCGACCUGUCUUUAAAGAGGUGUUCAAGAACCAGAGUGCAGAUGUUCAUAGCACACUCACUCUAGUGUGUGUUGUGGAAGGGAAACCCAGCACAGUGCGCUGGCUGAGAAAAGCUACAGAAAUCACUAAUGACCACCGCUGCCGUUCUAGAACCACAGCAAAUGGCGACUGCACGCUGGUGAUCAAGAACCUGACCACGAGUGACAGUGGAAUCUAUACGUGUGAGGUGGUGAAUAAGUUUGGUGUAACCUCCUACAAUGGAAACGUCACAGUAGUGCAGCCUCAGCAACCUGCUCCUGAAGCCCAGAAGACUGUACACCCACCGCUUGCAGCGAUAACUCCUCUGCAACUUGCAGCACCGACGCCCCAGAGUCCAGGACCGAUUCCAACUGCAGCUACAGAUGCUGCGAACUAUGUAGAAAGUGUGAGCGUCUCUCUGUGGGAGGCCUACAACCUGACGGAGCAGGAUUUACCAAUGGGUCUGCAAGAAAGGAGAGGAUCAUCUCUUAUUGCUGCCAGCUCCAUGUCGAGUCCGUCUGAUUAUGACACAGCUCCUGAUAUAAUGGAACCUGUUGAGACUAGUCCUGCUGUUCCAAGGGAAGAACCAAUUGCAGAAGACCAAGUAUCUCCAAAGGUUGAUAAAGAAGAGAUAGCUGCUCCACAACCUCCUAAGCAACUGCUGAAGGUCAUAGGGGCUCCUGAUGGCAAAAUGAGGAUACAAUCUCCAAAGCACCAUCGUGCCCACACACCCUUAGCUAGUACCGUCUCUGGAUCAGAAUCAGAAGGUGAAGAGGACAGCAGAGAGACGUUUGAAAUGUAUGUGGCUCGAGCGGACUGCAGUCCUAACAAUGGGAAUAAGGACAGUUUUAUUCUGAAGGAGGGUCAGUUUGUGGAGGUGCUGGACUCUGUUCACCCUGACAGGUGGCUGGUGAGGACCAAGCCCACCAAAACUAGCCCCGCUCGACAAGGAUGGGUGUGUCCAGCCUAUCUGGAGAAGAAGAGAAGGGAGACUUUCCCACAAGUUAGAGCACCUCAAGAGGAUCUUGAUGGAAUAGGGUCUUCAGGAGAAGAGUACAGGAGAGCUCUGAGUCAAUUGGUCCAAGGCCUGGUUGAUGGAGAGGAGGAGUUUGUGAAGGAGAUGAAGACAUUCACCUCUCACCAGCUGAAUUAUCUGGACACUAGUCGCCACAUCCCCACUAACAUCCUCGCACAGAAAGAGAUAAUUUUCAGAAAUAUCAAGGACAUUGUGUUGCUGCAUGACAGAUCCAUCCUGCCUGGCCUAAGAGGCUGUGCCACAGAUGAUGAUGUGGCCAUGCAUCUGAUCCAGCACACUGAAGACUUUGAGAAGUAUCUUCACUACAUAGUGGGACAAGCACAAGCAGAAGCCUGCGUCGCUGACAAGGCUACCCAGCAGUAUUUCAAGGAGUUAACAGAGUCUAGUCAGCGUGAUGCUCCCUACAUGGAUGUUCUCACCUUCCUCCAGAGACCAGUGGAGAGGAUUCAAACCUACCAGGCUUUACUGAAGGAGUUGAUAAAGAACAAAGCCAAAAGUGGUCAGAGCUGCUGUCUGCUGGAGGAUGCCUUCUCCAUGGUGUCCUGUCUGCCCUGGAGGUCUGACAACCUGCACCAGGUGUCCCUCAUCGAGAACUACCCUGCUCCUCUAACUGCCCUGGGUGAACCUGUGCGACAGGGAGUCUUCACAGUGUGGGAGGAUACUCCAGAAAUGAAGACGGCCUCUAGAGGGCAUCAGAGACAAGUCUUUCUCUUCAAGGACUGCAUUGUGCUGUGUAAACUGAAAAGAGACACGCGCAUUAACAGUGUCACCUACACCUUCAAGAACAAAAUGAAGCUGAAUGACGUGGAAAUAAAGGAGAUUGUGGUCGGGGAUGAAAAGUCCUGGGGUUUAUGGCACGAGCACAGGGGCUCAGUGCGCCGGUAUAAGCUGCAGGGCCGCUCCGCACUGGCUAAACUCCCCUGGCUCAAGGACCUGAAGGAGCUCCAGCAGCGCUCCAGUCUGCCCACCAACAGUCCACCAGUGUUCGAGUCCCUGUUGUCUGACUGCUUAACAAAGAUAGGACAGACUAUUAAACUGACAUGCAAGGUCACAGGAUCGCCCAAACCAGUGAUCAGCUGGUUCAAAGAUGGCCAUCCUCUGGAGGACGACCCCCGUCAUAUUAUCACAGCCGACCGCUCUGGCACCUGCAGUCUCAUCCUGGACAGCCUCACUGCAGACGACUCCGGACAGUAUACGUGCUACGCUACCAGCUCCAUGGGCGCUGCUGGUACUCUGGCUAAGGUUGUGGUGCAGGCUCCACCCAGAUUUGUGAGUCGGCUGGAGAGUGCGUGUCUGAUAGAAGGAGAGGAUAUCCAGUUCAUUUGUUCCACGCUCAGCACUCCGUUACCCAGAAUCAGGUGGUUGAAGGACGGCAGAGAGUUGGCUGACCGGCAAAAAUAUUUUAUCCUGAAUGAUGUUCGGAGUGGAAUAUUGUGUCUGACAAUCAUCAGGGCAACAGAGGCGGAUAUUGGACAGUACGAGUGUGAGCUCUGGAACGAGUUUGGCUGCGUCAAGUGUAAAGCUGGCCUGUGCCCGGCUUAUGUGCCACCGACUGACGAUGAGAACGACCAACCUCAGGACUUACCUCCUAAAGAUGCAGACUCAGAGGGCUGGUCCACGGCCUUUGUGAAGAAGUGGUUACAGACUGAUUUUAGCCCCACUUCUAUCGCCAAGAUGCUUUUCACUCCUGGAAACCCUGAACAAGCAGAGUGCAGCACUGAAGAGACUGUUCCCGCCACCACACCCAUGGAUGAGUCGGUUCAGCAGCAUCUCUACCUGGAGGAAGUGGAGGAGGAGAUUUACAUCUCUGAACCCAUGCAAGAAAUUACAGAUGCUCCUCCCUCCAUCCAGGUGCCCACUGAAGACCUGUGUGUAGAUCCUGGUCAAUCAGCUACGUUUACUACCAUCAUCACAGGGAGGCCUGCCCCUCAGAUCCAGUGGUACAAGGAUGAAGACGAGCUUGCAGCCAAUGAGAAUGUGGAGAUGGCACAGCAUGGGGCCCGCUGCUCACUGACCGUAGUGUGCCCCGAGGGCGAAGACAGCGGCACAUACACCUGCUUCGCCUUCAACAGCUCUGGUCAUGACUCGUGCCAGGCUCAGCUCACAGUGGAGGAAGGUCCACUGGAGUGUCAGGAGAGAGAGGUGGAGCUGGGGAAGAGAAGGAAGUUGUUCUCUGUCUACGAUGUUCAUGAGGAAAUUGGAAGGGGAGCGUUUGGAGUGGUGAAGCGUGUGGUCCACAGAAGAACAGGUGAGGUCUUUGCUGCCAAGUUCCUGCCUCUGCGGAGCAGCACACGGACGAGGGCCUUCCAGGAGCGAGACCUGCUCUCCCGUCUGGCUCAUCCCCGAGUGGCCUGUCUGCUGGACUUCUUCUGCACCAGACGCACUCUGGUGCUGAUCACAGAAAUCUGCUGUUCUCAUGGACUUCUGGACCAUUUAUUACUGAGAGGAUCAGUCUCAGAGAAAGAGGUUCAGUCGUACAUCCAGCAAAUCUUUGAAGGUGUUGGCCACAUUCACAGCAUGAACAUCUUGCAUCUGGACAUUAAACCUGAUAAUAUCCUCAUGGUAUAUCCACCCAGAGACGAGAUUAAGAUCUGUGACUUCGGCUUUUGCCAAGAAAUGGACACAUCCAGACACCAGUACAGCCUGUUUGGAACACCUGAGUUCAUUGCACCUGAGAUCGUUCACCAAGAGCCAGUCACUGGGGCCACUGAUAUUUGGGCUGUGGGGGUCAUGGCUUAUCUCUGUCUGGUGUGUCGCUGCCCGUUUGUGGGUGACACAGACCGUGCGACACUGCUGAGAGUGGGGGAGGGGACCCUGAACUGGGAAGCGCCUGAUGUCACCAGCAGGAGCCCAGAGGCCCAAAGCUUUCUCCACCUGCUCCUUCAACCAGAUCCAGAGAGGCGACCGUCUGCCUUUGAAUGCUUGAGCCAUGAAUGGUUUCAGGAUGAAAAUGCUGGAGAAGACACUGAGGAAAUUAACACAAAGAGUUUGAGAGUAUAUAUCUCAAAAACAAAAUGGCAGCGGUCUUUGACUUGCAUCGGGUCAGUCCUCACGUUGAGGCCCGUGCCCGAGCUGCUGGACGCUCCUCUCAGAGAGACGGCGGUGACUGUGCCUCGCGAGCUGCAGGAACACAGCAGCACCUCGGUCAGCAGUGGCUCCUCCUCCGAAUACGAUGAAGCUGACUCCUGGGACUUUUUCCAGCACUACAGCCCGACCGAGGAGGAGGAAGAGGAGGAGACAGAGGAGGAUUAUGAUCCUUUAAUGGAGAGAGCACAGAUCCCAGAGCCUUUCCCCAAACUCCACCUAGGUGCGGAGGAAGAGGAAGAGAUGACAUUAGGGGAGGAAGAAGAUGGGGAGAUACUAGGAAGGAGGAGUGUGUUAGAGAGGAGUAUGAGCAGGCAGUCGGUGGCCUCAUCGGAUGCAUCUUGCCAACAGACACCUCAGAGGGAGCGUAGGUUCAGCAAGGACAGCAGUCCAUCUCUCCACCUAUCUGACUGGGAUGAGGGCUCGGGAAGUGAUGGAGGUCGUAUCCCUCGGGGCAGCGUGAUCCGAAGUACUUUCUACAGCAGCUCUCAGCAGCUUUCACCCAUGUCUGCUAGACACAUGUCAUUACGGGACAAAUUCCAGGCCAGAAAACAGGAGAGAGGCCGCAAACCACUCAGGAGGAGCUUUUCAGGACGCCUCAAUGAGCCUCUGAUUGAAUACGUGGAGGAUGAGACAGAAACUAACCGUGGUCAGAGACGGGGAUCCAUCCAAGCCUCGAUACAGAAAUCCUGCUCUUUCGACAGCGGAGUUGGUCUCGCCCACGGCAACGUGCCCCCUCACAGGAGGAGCAGGUCCCUGGAUGAGUAUUCACGUCGCUCCCCCAGCUCCCCCCCGCGCACAAAGCCGGGUGACGAAGAAGGCUCUCAAAGUCUGAAGGAAGAUUUUACAGAUGAUGAAGUGGCAGGGAGGAGGGUGUUGCCCAUUCCGAGUCCACGGCGCCCCACAAGAAGAAGAGGCUCCGUCGCUCCUGUACAUGGAGCUCACACACUGGGUGCAACACCUGCUCCUUCAAACUUCCUUGCUGGAAACAGGACGGGCAACAGACAGGAUAGGGAGCAGACAGAGAGAGGAAACACCCCUAGUGGCUCCAUGGGUUCAUUGGCUGAAUCAUAUAUUUUGGAGCCCGGUGGUUCAGAGUCUUCGAGCAGACUCGGCUCCUAUGAGGAGCUGAGUCAUGGCCAUCUCAGAGGAAGAUACAGAUCAGGAGACAGUGAAGAGUAUGAUGAUCACCAGGAGCCCCUGCUUUCAUCAUCCUCCUGCUCAUUCCAAGAAGUCAAACCCAGAGGCCCGUUUCCACAGGCACCGCCGCGUAACCGCACCCGCUCCAACCCCAGCUUAUCGCCGAGCCCCAGUCCCAGCCUCUCCUCCCUCCAGGCUCCAGAGAGGCCUCCCAGAGUCAGGGACAAGAAGGAAGCUCAAGGCCUCCAGAGGCAUGCAUCAGCUCCAGCCCUGGAACUCCAGCAGCCCACAGGAAAGUCACCCAGGCUGGGACUGCUGAAGAUCUUCCGCAGGCAGUCGUGGACUGGUCACUCUUACUCUCAACUGGACGACCCGGAGUUAGGACCCACGUUAGGAGAGAUCAUGAAGCCUGAUACACCCACCAUGUCUCUGAGGAAGAAAAUGAGAGCUUCAGCCUCCAGCCUGACCAAGCUGUUCUCCAGAUCCUCCAGUAAAGAGGAUGUGAGUAAAGGGCCAAUAGUAAAAGGAUCAUCUGCCAUCCCAGCCGAAAGGGAACAGGGUCUAGAGAGUCCAAAGAAGAGGACAUCCAAAAUCCUGCCUUCUUUCAAAAUACCCAGAUUCAAAAAGCCAAAAGAUCUGCUGGUCCGUCCCAACAAAGCUGACGUGCUCCAGUUAGAUGGAGGCGGAGUCCUGCUGGUUUGGAAACCUGUCAAGUCAAAUGACCCCAUCACGUACUGUGUGCAGUACUGUACAGAUGGUGGGGACUGGACGCUCCUGUCAGAGGAGGUGACAGACAGCAGCUAUGUGGCGAAGGAUUUACCGAGAGGAGCCUCGUACGUGUUCAGGGUCGGCUGCAUCACCAGGACGGGGGCUGGACCUUUCAGUGAAGCAUCAGCUCCUGUCGUAAUGGCGACUCACCCUGAAGAGACUCAAAUCUCUCUCAUUCAAACUGAGACCCUGGGGUCAAAGGUCACUGGAUCAGCACAAAAGAACUUCAGCUUCCUUGCUGAGAUCAACAGGGGUCGGUUCAGCGUACUGAACCUUUGCAGGGAUGUUGAGACCAGCCAAGUGUUUGCUGCAAAGAUCACCCCCUACCAGGCAGAGAAGAGGCAGCUGGUGCUGAGAGAGUACCAGCUGCUGAAGAGGCUUCACCACCCACAUCUGGUGCAGCUGCACACCGCCUACAUCACCUCCCGCUACCUGGUGUUGGUGGAGGAGCUUUGUCCUGGCAAGGAGCUGCUCUACAGUCUGGCUGGCAGAGACCUGUAUGCAGAGUCUCACGUUGCGGAGCUGCUGGUUCAGAUUCUCGGUGCCGUCGACUACCUUCACAGCCGUCGAAUCAUCCACCUGGACCUGAAGUCGGACAACAUGCUGGUGGAUGACAACCGCUUGAAGAUUGUUGACUUUGGCUCGGCUCAGUCCUUCACGCCCGGACAGCCCCUCAACAUAGAGCACAUCGAAGGCCUGUCGGAGAGCAAAGUUUAUAUUGUCCUUCCUAAAGCUCCGGAAAUCCUGGAGGGUCAGGGCGUCGGGCCUGAAACCGAUAUCUGGGCCGUUGGGGUUCUGUCAUUCAUCAUGUUGAGUGCCGACAGUCCGUUCCAGGAGGAGCAAGACAAAAAUAUCAAGAAGGGGAAGAUCCAGUUUGGAUGCUGUUACCCUGGUCUGUCAGAGGGAGCCUUAAACUUCAUGAAGAGCAGCCUGAAUAACAAAUCAUGGGGGAGACCCACUGCAGCCGAGUGCCUCCAGAACCCGUGGCUCCGGGCUCAUCGUGUUCCUCACAAAGUGCGACACUCCAAGGUGUGUUUCUCCACCGACAAACUCAAAGCGUACCUCACACAGAAGGAGGAGAAACGAGAGCUGGUCCGCACCAAGCUGCAGGGUCCCUUCUUCCAGUAA